Schistocerca nitens (vagrant locust) is the source of this 3195-nucleotide messenger RNA. RefSeq names its product protein draper-like. Bases 1 to 1707 code for a protein of 568 amino acids. NCBI's taxonomy places the organism in Eukaryota, Metazoa, Arthropoda, Insecta, Orthoptera, Acrididae. The transcript has 12 exons. Gene Ontology annotation, molecular function: scavenger receptor activity. The record is from RefSeq and is a predicted model, not a curated record.
AUGGCAUGCAGUGCUCAGCUGUUGACGGUUCCUGCAAGUGCCCGGAUGGCUGGAAGGACACCAACUGCUCCCACCGGGUGUGUCGUGAGGGAUGGUUUGGGCCAGGCUGCAAGAGUGUCUGCGAAUGUGACCCCCACAACACUGAUAUGCUUUAGGGGGAUCAAUUGCAGUGAACGCUGCCCCGUUAGCACUUUUGGUCAGGACUGUGCACAUCGCUGCAACUGCAAGAAUGGUGCCACAUGCUUACCAGAAAGUGGUCGUUGUAUCUGCAUGCCAGGGUGGGAUGGCAUGCAGUGUGACCACCCCUGCAGCCAGGAGAAAUACGGUAAGAACUGCUCUCAGAAGUGCCACUGCCAGAAUGGUGCUGCCUGCGACCCACAGAAAGGUACGUGCACGUGCCGUCCUGGCUACGUGGGGGAGUUGUGCGAGCAACCCUGUGACUCGGGCUGGUUUGGCCUCGGUUGUACACAGCUGUGCCAGUGCCACAGCAACAACAGCAUUAGCUGUGACCCAGAGACCGGCCGCUGCAUCUGCAAGCCUGACUGGAAGGGUGUGAGCUGUGAGACCCAGUGCGAGGAUGGCAGCUAUGGGGAGAACUGCUCGGAGACAUGUCUCUGCCAGAACAACAGCUCUUGCGACCCGCAGACUGGGGAGUGUGUGUGUGCAGCUGGCUGGGAUGGCCCCAACUGCACGCAGCGCUGUGAUCCCGGCUUCUACGGCCUGGGAUGCAGGCAGAAGUGCCCUGAGCCCAUAUUAGGUAUUAGUGCAUGUGACCCCAUUACUGGGCAGUACUUGUGCAACCCAGGCAUUAUAGGGCUCACCUGUGAACAUAUGUGCCCAGUCGGUACAUACGGCCUGAACUGCCAGAAUAAAUGUGCCUGUGAGAACGGCUUAGAAUGUCACCAUGUUACAGGCCAGUGCCAUUGCCCACCCGGCUGGUUGGGGAGCAACUGUUCAGAGAGGUGCCCAGAGGACACGUACGGCACAGACUGCAGUCAGCGCUGCACAUGCCAGAACGGCGGGAAGUGCCGCGGCAGUGAUGGAGUAUGCAACUGUGCUGCCGGUUGGAUGGGCAAGCACUGCACACAAGUCUGCCCUGAAGGCUAUUAUGGUGAUCAUUGCAUGGAACUGUGUGAAUGCAAGAAUGAGAACUUCACUUGUAACCCAGUCGACGGUUGUGUGUGCCGGCAUGCGUUCACAGGUCCCGACUGUGACAUCCCACUGAGCCAGCAGCAGGAGCAGGAGACGGUCAGCUACAGGGGCAUCGUGGCCGGCAUCGUCACAUUGCUCAUUCUGGUCGCUGUCAUAGUUGGGCUGCUCUUCUACUUCCAGCGGCAUGUCCACAACCUGAAGACUGAGAUUGCACAAGUGCAGUACAAUGCAGACCCACAGAGAGUGCCAGACAGACACAACAUCGACAAUCCGCUGUAUUCAUACCAGAUGAGUCCAUCCACAGUGAAAGAUGGAACUGGAUCUCUCCUGAACAAUGUGCACCAGAUUCACAAUGACUUUGGCUACAAGUACAACACAACCAAGAUCCAGCUGCAAAAACUGGGACGUGAGGGAUGUACCGUUGACAAUGAAGAUUUGGGCAGCUGCACAGGUGCCAACAGACUAUCAUAUGACUAUCCAGUGUUGACGAAGAACAAUGAUGCAGUUACAUGGAGUAUGAUCAUCUGGACCACAAGAGAGCAGCAAGCUCAUUGAAACCGAACUACCACAGGAUGACCAAAGCUCUUGGACCCCAAAAAGAUCGAAAUGCUCCUGACAGCAAGCCUUCCAAGUCAUCGGCCUGAGUGUGGGCGUAUCUCGAGGGCCGAAGUAGCGUGUAAGCAGUUUUAUAGUGACCCCAACAUAAACUGCUUCUAAAUGUCAUAAAUGUAAUUCUGUGAUUGCAAUUGCAACUUCUGUAAGAUAUCUGUUUCAUCUGAUACAAAAGAUUAGAAUGUACACCACUUACUACUAGCAGAGACAUUCUGCUAAUUUUCAGUGUUCGCUCAGUCGAGAUAAUUGUAACUGAAUUGGUAGAGAUGUGACUAAACACAGGGAUCAUACUGAGUUGCUACAGCAGUCAAACUUAAUAAAAUGAUAACGUAAAGCAUACAGGAGGUAAAUCACAUCCAAGUAAGUUCCUUAUCAGUGUGUGAAUGUGUAUUUCUUGAGUGAUGUUUUCAAAGCUUCAUUUUGCACUAGUAACUGGGAAAAAAGCCCCAAAAUAUAACAUAAUGAGGAAUCUCCUCAUUAUAACUAUCUCUAAUUUCAUAAUGAGUUUCUGCUGCUGAAUCAUGUCCCAUCUACGUAUUACAGUAUCUACGCAGUGCCAAAAUUUGAAUUCAUAAUAUUUUCAUGUGCUUUGGGAAGGUGCAAAAUGUCACAACUGGUGUCCCUAAAAUGUUGGUGUUAUAAUUGCAAAUUCAGAGACAUGGUUAUUCAGUUCAAAUGAUGGGGAAAAAACCUGCAAUUGAAUUCAAAGCUGAAAUAUAAAUGAGUGAGAGAACCUACAGUUGCUCAUUGGAUUACACUCUUUCCAGUUCCCCUCAUCAUAUGAGUGGUUAAUUUUCUGCAUUCACUUACAGUUUCAUUGAAGCAUGGAAAUUACCCCAAGACAGUUAAGGUCGCAGGGAGCAUGGGAUUAUUAUCUCUGACACAAACUGAAAUGAUUCCAAGCAAUCUACCCUGGGAACUCAUUAAUACUAAACAGGGUGUACUGCUUGGAGCAUCUGACAAAUUGUGCUGGGUCAGAAACACAAACAUUUUACUGAAAGAGUACAAGAUGUGGUGAACAUUUUGUCUACAAUCUAGUAUAUUGAACUGUUACGGGUGAAAUAGUGUACAACAAAAAGUAGAAGUUGGAUGUGUGUUUGCUAGUUCAGGGAGUGCAUUUACAGUAACCAGGAAGAAAUGUUUGUGGCUUUUGGUGAGUUUCCUUGCCUGUAUGAGAAGGACUGUUGCUAAAGAAAUAAUUUAUUUUGUUUUUCCAAAUGUGUUUUAAAGUAAAAAAUGAUAUGUAUUAAUACAUAUAUUGACUGCAUUAUAAGGGUCACAAAUGAUAAUGGUUGUUCAGACAUCCCAGACUACAUAUCGGGUACAGUUACACAAAAGAGUAGGUGCUGUGAAAAAUGGUAUUGGCUGCUAAACAUUUACAUGUAAUGCUGUGUAAUUCAGGAUGAAGAACCUACAUGAAAAAAUGUUUGU